Acanthocheilonema viteae is the source of this 1389-nucleotide messenger RNA. Lineage: Eukaryota; Metazoa; Nematoda; Chromadorea; Rhabditida; Onchocercidae. The record is from the annotation of a GenBank genome assembly.
AUGGUUUGGAAACGAUUUAUAUAUCCACGAUCAACCAUUAUUUCUCAACGAAACUGCAGUUCAUUCAUAUCAGCACCGACAGUAUUACUACCUUAUUUUUGCCGGCAAUCUCCUAUCCACUAUCAUUACCGGCCAUGUCGACGAUCAGUGUUACCUUUUUUGGAUUCAAUCCGAUAUGUGCACGAUACUUUAAAUAAAAAUCCGUCGACUUCAGCAGGUUUCACAGUUGCUAACGAAGAGAAAUUGCCAACCAAAGAGCACUUGUUUUAUGUGGAUUGGCUCACCGAUGUAUUGGUGCCAGGAUUUUUAAGCAAUCGAAAGGAGUUUUUGAAAUUUAUGAAGUUAUGUGCAAAGGAUAUUGUCUACGACGAUUCAAUUUUUAAUCAACACACCGAAGGCAUAGAGAAAUUUGUAAGAUGUAUUUCGCUUUCGAAGCUAUACUUUAAUGUAAUGCAAGCGACAAGCAAAUUUGAGAAACUGGGAUCAUGCAUCUAUGAAAACAGUGAUGUCGUUGUAGUUCUUUGGCGGAUGAUGGCGAUCAAAUUAUAUCAUCAACAAACAGAUACCGUUGAAGGAGCGCUAGAUAUUCAUCUUAAUAAGGAUGGAUAUAUUUACAAAAUUAAUAACCGCCCGAUAACUCGGAAUGAUCAUGAAGAUGCUUCUAUUCUAUCAAAACUAAAAGAAGCUGCGAAAAAUGAAAAUGGCGAAGCUUUAGCAACAACAGUACAAAUGCGAACGAUAUUGCGAUAUUUACUCCACCUUGCUGCUCCCUCCUCUACUUAUUUUUUAGUUUCACGUGCAUAUAGCACUGGAAAAGGUAACAGAGGACCGGAAAUGUUCCAGUUGGAACAUGUACGGAAAAGAAUAGAAAUGACGGCUCCUCGAUUCUUUCGGGAACAACCUGAUUAUACAUUUUAUAGGCCGGAUGUGGUGUACAGGGAUGAGAUUUUUCAGAUGACUAUUACGGGUCGAGAGAAACUCAUGGUAUAUUUCGGUUCUGUUAGUGUAAUAUGUCUAUUUUGUUUUCCUCACAUAGAGAUGGAGGUUUUGAAUAUUUUACCGAUCUCAGAAGAUGGAACAGUACGGUUGAGAUGGCGUAUAAAACAUGUCUCAUUGAUACAAGCCUUGUUGAAUCCCAUGAUGUUUAAAUAUGAAUACCGUAUCAAAAGGUUGAAAUGGUACGAUGGUCUCACAGUAUUUUACGUUGGUGAAGAUGGACUUGUAUAUCGAGUGGUUACACGUAAAACCAUUGACGACGAGCAAAAAAGUUCACAGGCAAAUCGACUUGCUGAUUUAGCACAAAAAGUUGGUGUACUACCAAAAGGUUCCACCGCAUUUGUAACCAACUGUAUGCGGAGUGACGCACUACUUGUCAGCAGAUCUAAAUAG